Molecule: messenger RNA, 1976 nt
Organism: Cucumis melo (muskmelon)
Lineage: Eukaryota; Viridiplantae; Streptophyta; Magnoliopsida; Cucurbitales; Cucurbitaceae
Product: protein MULTIPOLAR SPINDLE 1
Exons: 10
Coding region: 221-1354 (377 amino acids)
Biological process (GO): meiotic spindle organization; meiotic DNA double-strand break formation
Source: RefSeq, a predicted model, not a curated record
GUUUAAAUGACCACCCCGGUUGAAAUGUUUGUUAUAAAAGAGGUGAUCAAAUGUCAUUUGUCAUAAGUUACACUCAUCCGUACAUAAAAUCCAACGUGAAGGAAGUGCAAAAUUGAUCGUCUCCAUGAACAUUUCAAUUUGAGCUAAAAAAAUACUGCAAUCCUUUGAGCUUUGAGCGCGCUCCAUUUCGGUUUCUUUCUUCCGGGAAUCUCAGCCGCCGAUGGCCGAAAGCCAAAUUCCGGCGGCAAGCGGAGGAAUCGAUGAUCAGUCCCUCAAACUCGCCAUAGCCGGUUCUCUUCUACACUCCAAAGCCAUUCAGAAUCAGCACCAGCAACAUUCUCCAACCGUCUCCAGUCCUCCUUCCCAUUCCAAUGCUCUCCGAUGGAAGCGAAAGGCUAAGGAGAGGAAGCAAGAACUUAUUAGGCUUAGAGAAAAUCUGAAGCAAGCUGAAGAUGCUUCGCAUGAUGAUUUUCUUUCCCAAAACUCCACUUGCAAGUGCUUUUUCUUCGAUAAUUUGGGAAAAUUGAACCCUACGCGCCCCGAAGAUGGUACUGAUAACAGGUUUAAUGACGUUUUACGCCGGAGAUUUCUCAGACAAGUGCGCUAUAGGGAACGGAGGAGAAAAUCAGACAAUGCAGUUCAUCGGAAACGACUUUUAGACUUCAAUGAAGAUGAUGAAGUUGAACGUCUCCAAGCUUCAGUUGAUUUUCUUGUAGAGCUUUACGACACUUAUUCUCCAGUAGGGGAAGUCAACUUUAAAAAUUGGGCUCAUCAAGCGGCUGAUUUCAUUCUAGCUUCAUUGAAGGAUCUUCUACCAAAAGGAAGGUACGUGGAACUUAUCGAAGGAAUUAUUAGCAGCUUGAUUAUGCGUUUAAUCAGAAAGAUGCAUUCUCCUGUGAAAGAUGAAUUAGAAGACUCUGCCUCCGAUGUCCAAUUCUAUGCGCAGCAUUUAAUCCGGGAGCUUGGACGUGAGACGUACAUCGGGCAACGUGCAAUAGUUUCUGUGUCUCAAAGAAUUUCUGCAGUGGGAGAGAGCUUGCUCUUCAUGGAUCCAUUCGAUGACAAUUUUCCCAGCUUACAUGAAUACUUGUUCAUAAUGAUUCAACUUAUUGAGUUUCUGAUAUCAGACUACUUAAAGAUGUGGUCAAAGGAUCGAAACUUCGACAGCUUGCUCUUUGAAGAGGGGAUGAUAUCCAUUGUACAUGCAAAGAAAGCUUUAGAACUCUUGGAAAGCAGAAAUGGGCUCUACAUACUAUACAUGGACCGUGUCACCGGUGACUUGGCUAAUCAAAUAAGCAAUAUUCCGAGACUCCGGGAGAUCAAGCCAGACAUUGUAGACGACCUAAUGCAUUGAUUUAAAAGCUAUCUAAUCCAGGUUUUUAGUGCUGUUCUCCUAUAAUUUUCUUUGAGUCCGAGCAUACACAAUGAAAAAUCAAGUGAAAUUAUCUUAUUAUUGAACAUUGACUGCUGAAAAAUCUGGGGAUAAAAACAUCAAAAUAAUACUCCAACUUUCACCUAUUAAUUCAUUCAUUCCCUGGACUAAGAACAUUGCCAGUGCUAGAUAGAAUUUCACCCAAUCCCCACCUCUACAAGAUCUUAUUCUUAAUUGCGCUGGGAGGUAGCUACCAUGGGAAAUAAGGACCAUGGUGAAAAAUAAAGACCUUACAGAGACCGAGUUCAAACUAUCGUGACUACUUGAUAUUUAGAAUUAUUUUCCUGAAUUUUUUUUUUUUUGCAAUAAAUAUGGUAGACACAAACCUGGGAGAUUAGGAACUAAACGUGAAGUUUAACUUGCAAUAGAAUUUUAAGGAGAUGGAAGGUUUGAGUGUGGCCCAUCCCAUAAAUAGAAAAUUUCCAUCAUACCUCCUGAACUACUAUCCAGCCUCCCUGGUAGGUAUAAGGUGUAAAACUUAAAAUGCAUCUAAACUAGAGCUUUUUAAAUCAUAGAUAUUUGGACUAGUGAUAUUGAUGGAGAG